Molecule: messenger RNA, 3948 nt
Organism: Cryptosporidium muris RN66
Lineage: Eukaryota; Apicomplexa; Conoidasida; Eucoccidiorida; Cryptosporidiidae
Exons: 1
Coding region: 1-3948 (1315 amino acids)
Molecular function (GO): protein binding
Source: RefSeq, a predicted model, not a curated record
AUGUUGGUAUUCAAAAAUUUCUGGAGAUUAUAUCUAGUUUUGUCUAUUAAACAGAUUUGGCUAUUUUUUUACUUAGUAAAAUGUAAAGAUUCUUCUGUUGCAAAUUUAUCCGAUUAUGUUAAUGAUCAUACUAUAUUAUGGCUUAACUUCACCUCUGAACCAUUUAGAUCAAAUAUAAAUUAUACUAUAAGAGUUGACAGGAUGAUGAAUGCAAUUGAAAAUUUAGAUAUUCAAGCUGUUGAAGAAUUUUUGAAGCUUGAUGAGUACUCAAUUUCAUACUAUAAAACUAACGAAACUGAAGGAUUAGUGAACAUUUACUCUUUAUAUGAUAAUGCUCCAGGGUGGGGGGGUGAGACUCCCUUAACUAUUUUAUCUCGUCACUCAACACCUAGAAGUAGUAUAAUGAUGUAUUAUCUUUCUUUAAAAGGAAUGAGUUCAGAAAAGGCUCAAAUAAGGGGAUAUACCCCACUAAUUCUGGCAAUAAUGCACAAAAAUUUUGGGGCAGUUAAGGUAUUAUUAGAGUUAGCUGAAAGGCAAUAUGCGUUCCAACCCCAUAGUGGAAUUUCAGAUAUAGAAAAUAAUCAAAUAUUACCAAAUAAUUUUACUAAAAGGAAAUUCACUUUAAUUGAUGCCAGGGAUUAUACAGGGCGAACAGCAUUAUUUCAUGCUGUUUUAACAGAGGAUGAAAAACUAGUAAGCUUGUUGCUGAAUGUAAGAGCAAACCCUAAUAUUAGAGAUAUUUCGGGAGUUACUCCUUUACUAGUAGCAGCCAGCAAUAAUUUGCUAUCAAUUGUUCGUCUCUUACUCUAUAAUGGAGCAGAUCAAACAAUUACUGAUAAUAACAAUAAUGAUCCGUUAUCUGUAGCAAUUAAAAUGAACCAUCCUGAUAUUGUAACUUGCUUAUUGGAAGAUCCUACUUUUUACAAAAAUUAUUUGAAUAGAUAUUCAAUGGGACAUUAUAAGAGUUAUGCAGUCAGACCUCCUUAUCAUGUUCGUCGCUUACUAGAUAUACUUAGACUUCUUCAGGUUCAGCAGUCAUCUAUUAUAAAUCUCUUUCGUAUAGAGUAUGCAAGACAAGAUACCAGCCUAUGUGAUGUUAAAGAUGAGGAAGGAAGAUCUUUGUUGAAUGUUAUCACAUCUCGAGAGAUGUAUGCUUUAUUGGGAGAGAUACUGGAAUUUUAUAGAAAUGCAACUAAAUUUAAGUAUCAAGGCUUUACUAGCUGUAAUCCUCAUUUGCUAGAUAAAUCUUCAAAGGGUCCAAUAGACUUUCUAUUAAGCAAUACAAUAAAUUCUUCAAAUUUUCAAGGAUCAAGUUUAGUAGAUAUAAAACAAAAUAAUAUAGAAAAUACUAACAUUGGCAACUAUUUAGAUUAUAUAGAUAUGAGUUCCUCAUAUGAAACCAGAAUUUCUCAUAUAGAUGAUAGAGACCCUGAUCCUCGUCAAGUUCUCUUAGCCUCUCUUUUACAGUUAUCUAAUCCAUUGGACUACUCUUCUUAUUUGUUUGAAUUACUUCGUAAGGGAGGAACCCCAACUGCAUCUACAAUCAAUGCGAUGGUAAGAUCACUAAAAGAUCCAAGUCUCCUGUUUCUGCAUCGUAUAUCCAGGGAUGGUCACAAUGCUCUAACAUUUGCAUUGUUUAAUGGACAAAUUGCAGAAGCUCGUGAGAUUCUUAAUAUCCUAAUAGAUUAUCAGCAUUUAGAUAAUGCUAACUGUAGAUCUGCUCUCAAACUUGCUAUAAAUCAUGCAUCAAGGACCGGAGCCACUUCUGUAAUUACGGAAAUAGCUUUAAGAAGUCCUGAGACAUUACAUGAGUGGAUUUGCGAAAGGGAUUUAACUAACGUAAUUUCUGUAGAUCAACUCAAAUUUGUAUUUUCUAAUCUACCCAGAGAUUUCGAAGGAUUUUCAAAACGACCAAAUCUAUGUAAACCUUUAUAUACAAUUGUUAAAAAAAUAUUAGAUUCUACUAGCCAAAUUGAUUCCGCUGAUAUAGUAGCAGUCAUGCUUCAUCCAAAUGCAGUUCUUCCAUUUCUUGACUCUGAAGAUGUGGCAAUGACACUCAAAAUUGUGGGAGUUAGUUUAAGCUUAUCAGCAAUAUUAGGGUUAACUCCUGUAUUAUGUACAGAAUGGAUCUCACAAUUCGAAUACUUUCAAUCACCUUAUUGUUAUCCAGAUACUGAGACAACAAGAGAUCAAACAGAACAAAGAAAUACUCAAAAUAAUGAGUUCGUUCCAUUAUUUUGGCAAGAAGCAAAUUCAGGAUUUUUUACAUUAGAAAGUAAUCAUAUGAAUCCUAGAGUAAUUAACUGGAAAAAACGUAAACAAGUUUUGGAUCUAGUAUUUUCUUGCCCUUUGCGGAAAGUAGAUCCUACUUUAAAGGCAUUUCAAGAAAGAGUUUUAAUAAUUUUACUCAUAGCUUUGAUUUUCUGGAUUGCAUGUUCUUCUUUUACUAUUGUCUACUCAUCUAGAAGCCAACAUGAUGUUUGUAGGUUUGUUCCAAUUUUAGGGCAAUCCAAUUCUGAAAAUCUUUAUUUGACGAAAUCUGAAUGGAAGACUUAUAGAUUAAUAAGAGUAUUGAAGUUUAUUUCACUACUUUAUUGUAUAAUAGUUUUGACUUCAGUAGGUAGAGUUCGUCAUGUAGUAUAUACAGGAUUUCUACUUGCUUUGGGGGCAUUAUUAAGAGCUAAUCAAUUACUUUCACUUAGAGGAAAUGAUGCUACGGAUAUUGCAACAGCUUUUAUUAGGGAAGAACUCACUGAAAAAGAAAAUAAUAUUUGGCAUAAAGAUCUAGAUGAUAAUGCUGAAGAAAUUCAUGAACAAGCAAUAAGGCCCAAUAAAAAUUUACAUCAUGAUAAACAAAAGCAGGACUUAAUCAACGAUACUGUAUGUGAUGAAUUUGAUGUUCAACAAACUUUAAUAAAUACUGGAUCUGCUGAAUCACAAAAAUCUUUUCAAAAUGAUAUCAUUGAAAAAGAACAGAUAUCUGUAGAACAAUAUGCAAAUGUUACUCUAUUGGUUGGAAUAUGUGCCUUUGGUAUUGCUGUUGCAUCUAAUAUUCAACGUUAUCUAUUUGGAAAUUUCAGAGAAUUUUAUAGAUAUAAUGAAUCUUAUAAUUUUGUAACCAACAACAUUCAUAUUGCAGUAUUUACAGAAGUCAUUUUAGUUAUAAAUACUUGGAUCCUUGCAUUCGCAAUUCUAAAGGUCCCUUCUCUACUUAUACUUAUGUUACAACAACGAAUUCAAGUUAUAAAAUACUUUCUGCAUGCAUAUCCAGAUAUUAAUUAUGGAAUGUUUAACUCUGUUAAAAGAAAUGUAACAUCUGACAUAAACUCUGAAGGAAUAUUUCCACCUAACUUUUCCAACCAAUUUUCAACACUAAACCCUUCUGGGGCUGUUUUCAUUCCUCCUGGAAGAUUUGAUAUAGUACUAUGCCAAUGGGUUCGUGUAAGACAUGCAAUUAUGAGGAGAAUGCAUCGUAGAUAUUUAGUGGCCUGUAGACCUUACAAUAAUAUCUACUUUGUUAUUGGUUUAACCGUUGCUUUAACCAUCUGGUUUAAACAUCUUCAGCCAUUCUCUAUACCACCGGAUACUAAAGAUAUCUUUUAUUUUACAUUUUUAGAUGAAUUUGGAUUUACACUUCUAAUGAUAUUUGCUGCUUAUAGUAUAACACUUUUAGUUAUUGUAUGGCUUGCAAACCAUUCAAAUAUCAUUACAGAGACUCUACAUUGGAAAUUAUUUUGGGAUGCAUUUUCCUUUAUGCCUCCGUGUUCAGCUCAGCAAAUUGUACUUCAACAUAUUAAAUUAACUCAAGAUUUAGAUACAGAAGAUAGAAGAGUUGCUUUAUGGGGAAUACCAAUUACUAAUAAUAUCAGAAAUUUGGUUUUUUUUCUUGUAAUAGGUCUUUGGGUAUAUAUUAUUAUCUUGGGAAUAUCAAAAGCCUUUUUGGAAUAA